AUGGACACAAAGAAGAGAAAGCUCCAAGGGCAGCCGUUGGGCAGCAACACUCGCCCACGUGUGUAUCCUCAGCAGGGAUUCCCUCAGCGCAAUCAAGGACCACCGAAUCAGUGGAACCGUGAUCAGUUCCCACAGCGUCCUCAGUAUCACCAGCAGUACAGCCACCAGAACCAACAACGUCCCCAGCAGCAGUAUGGAAAUAAGAGUCAGCAGCGCCCCCAACAACAGGCCAGCAACCAAGCACCACGUCAAGGAGUGCCCAACAAUGCUCCUGGCAAGAGUGCAGCACCCAGUGGCAACCCUAAUGCCUGCUACCGCUGCGGAGAGGUGGGACACUAUGCAUACCAGUGCCCCAAGAAGCAGAAUCCACCAGCCCAGCAAAACCAGAACAGCAAUCAGAGGCUUGCUCGACCUCCGUUCUCUGGAAGAGUGAACCAUGUGUCCACUAACACACAGCACAGGAAGCUCCUAAAGUUAUGA
Messenger RNA from Sorghum bicolor (sorghum), 480 nucleotides. RefSeq names its product cleavage and polyadenylation specificity factor subunit 4-like. The record is from RefSeq and is a predicted model, not a curated record. Gene Ontology annotation, molecular function: nucleic acid binding; zinc ion binding. The transcript has a single exon. Lineage: Eukaryota; Viridiplantae; Streptophyta; Magnoliopsida; Poales; Poaceae. Bases 1 to 480 code for a protein of 159 amino acids.